Messenger RNA from Paraglomus occultum, 942 nucleotides. The record is from the annotation of a GenBank genome assembly. Lineage: Eukaryota; Fungi; Glomeromycota; Glomeromycetes; Paraglomerales; Paraglomeraceae.
AUGUCAAAUCCGUCACAACCAACCCUUCUGUUACAACCUCUCUCCAUACCUCCUAAUGGAGAAACCCACUAUGAAGCACCUCCUCAUGCGCCCGAUGAAGAAGUAACAUCAGUGCAAUCCACAAUUAUUUACAAUCAAAAUGGAGUAAAUAAUUCUACAGGCGCAAACGCUAACAGUGUUUAUGUAGUCAACAAUCCCCAAUUCUCACCAUUGAAUUCUCCAGGAGUACAGAGCACUAGCCCAACCGUUCCUAUCUCGCCCACGCUUCAAUCAUCGAAUACCCAAUCAUUUAUGUUGCAGCCAGUUAAUAGUACAUUAGUCCCAGUUGCUAACCAACAGAAAACAGCGUUUCCGCAACAGACUCCGUUGGCUCAAAAUCAACAAGCAAUGAUGACCGGUAUGUCCUCUGGUGCCCUGCAACAAUAUUUUUGCUCAAAUUGUCAGACGUCUGUUCUACCUCUUGAGGAAACGAGUCAAACACCGCUAGGAUAUUUGUUUGGAUUCAUCAUGUGUAUCGUCAUACCGGGCAUUGGAUAUGCGUGCGGGAGAGUGUGUGUCGCAACGGUUCGAAAGUGUCCUUAUUGUAUGGAGGUUAUCCCAAGCGGGGUGUUUGCAGGUGGGAAUAAUCAGAUGGUUGGACAAACUCAAAUGGUUGGGCAAACUCAAAUGGUCGGACAGCCUCGAAUGGCUGGCACGCAGACUUUUACACAGAAUCAAUUAGUGGGGCAGAAUCAAAUGAUGACUACUGGGCAGUCUCAGUAUCAACUGGUUGGGCAGAAUCAAUUGGUGAGGCAGAAUCAAUUGGUGGGGCAGAAUCAAUUGGUUGGGCAGAAUCAAUUGGUCGGGCAGAAUCAAUUGGUUGGGCAGAAUCAAUUGGUCGGGCAGAAUCAAACGAUGACUACUGGACAGACUCAAUAUCAGAUGGUCGGGCAGAUCAAAUAG